Molecule: messenger RNA, 5436 nt
Organism: Pelmatolapia mariae (spotted tilapia)
Lineage: Eukaryota; Metazoa; Chordata; Actinopteri; Cichliformes; Cichlidae
Product: arrestin red cell
Exons: 16
Coding region: 290-1513 (407 amino acids)
Biological process (GO): G protein-coupled receptor internalization; signal transduction; positive regulation of ERK1 and ERK2 cascade
Cellular component (GO): cytoplasm
Molecular function (GO): angiotensin receptor binding
Source: RefSeq, a predicted model, not a curated record
GGUCAGCCUGUAAAGCAGCUGGAUUAGCCCGCUGCUGUUUCAUUUCGCAGCGGGUCCUCACAGAGACAGCAGAGCGCGCACAAACACGCAGAGAGGAGGGGGAGCUGCUGCCUUUGCGGAAGCCAGUGGAGAGCCGAGGCGGCGCUAAAUCAAAUUACCAUACUAACUAGUUCUCUGUGCGCCGAUGUGAGGGAAACAGCCUGAAGAAGAGCCUCCGUUUUAAAGUCAAGACACCUACGAGUCCGGCCUCAUUUUGUUGGGAUCUUCCUGCCGUCCGCCUGCAGAGGAGAUGGGGGACAAGGCGGGCACCAGAGUUUUCAAGAAGUCAAGCCCCAACUGUAAGUUGACAGUUUACUUGGGAAAGCGAGACUUUGUGGACCACCUGGACCACGUGGACCCAGUCGAUGGCGUGAUCCUGGUCGACCCAGAGUACCUGAAGGACAGGAAAGUCUUUGUCACGCUGACCUGUGCGUUUCGAUAUGGACGCGAGGACCUGGACGUGCUCGGUCUAUCCUUCCGGAAGGAUCUCUACAUCUCCACCUUCCAGGCCUUCCCUCCGGUGCCCGAGGAGCGGAAACCCAACAGCCGGCUGCAGGAGAGGCUGCUGAAGAAGCUCGGCCAGCACGCACACCCCUUCUACUUCACCAUUCCUCAGAAUCUCCCCUGUUCAGUCACUCUACAGCCCGGACCCGAGGACACCGGCAAGGCCUGUGGUGUUGACUUUGAGAUCAGAGCUUUCUGUGCCAAGUCAAUGGAAGAGAAGAUUCACAAGAGGAACUCAGUGCGUCUGGUGAUCAGGAAGGUUCAGUACGCUCCGGAGAAGCCUGGUCCUCAGCCGAUGGUGGAGACCACCCGCAGCUUCCUGAUGUCCGACAGGUCCCUGCACCUGGAGGCAUCUCUGGACAAAGAGCUGUAUUAUCACGGCGAGCCCAUCAGCGUCAACGUCCACGUCACCAACAACUCCACCAAGACCGUCAAGAGGGUGAAGAUCUCCGUGCGUCAGUACGCAGACAUCUGCCUGUUCAGCACUGCCCAGUAUAAAUGUCCAGUGGCUCAGCUGGAGGCAGACGACCAGGUGUCGUCCAGCUCCACCUUCUGCAAGGUGUACACUCUGACCCCGACACUGGACAAGAACAGAGAGAAGAGAGGACUCGCUCUGGACGGGAAGCUCAAACAUGAAGACACCAACCUGGCCUCAUCCACCAUUGUGAAGGACGUCACCAACAAGGAGGUCCUGGGGAUCCUGGUGUCCUACAGAGUCAAAGUCAAGCUGGUGGUGUCCCGUGGAGGGGACGUGUCGGUGGAGCUGCCCUUCAUCUUAAUGCAUCCUAAACCUCCGGAGCCGCCGGCGUCCCGCCCGCAGUCAGCUGUGCCAGAAACUGACCCGCCCAUCGACACCAAUUUGAUAGAGUUCGACACAAACAGCAUCUCGCAGGACGAUGACUUCGUCUUCGAGGACUUCGCCCGCCUCCGGCUCAAAGGUGUUGUGGACGACAAGGACGAGGACUGCUAGGAGCUCGCCAACCCCUUCAUAUGCUCGCUUCAAAACCACAACACACACAUACACGCACACUCACACACUGUUCACAUUCCCCGGGGAUGGAUGAGGGUAUAUUUGGACGGAGGCCUCGGAGGGGCUUGGUGGUGUUCUUCCUCUCUUGCUUCAGCCAUUCGUCACGCCACCUCCGCCAUUUUUGCCGCCGUCUUCUCCAUCUGUUGUCUCUUGUUUCUCUUUUUUGCUAGAAAUUCUAAAUGUUAAGCAGCUGCAGGACAGAUGUUGGCGCUGUGGAUGGGAACCUCUGCUGCUUGUCGUGGGCGGGGCUUUGAGAUAGAAAGCAGGAAGCUAAAGAAUCAGCAGCGUUCGUCCGCUUUGUUUUUGAAUGUUUCCCGACGAUCACCGUCCUGUACAAACAGAAUAUAUAUUUGGAAAAAAAAAUUGUUCGGUGGUGAUCGCCGCUUUCCUUCGAGUAAAUCCUGUAGAUAGUUUUUCUCGCGGUGGCUGCAGCGAGAGGAAAUACACGUGCACACAAACACACACACUCAGAGAAGUCUUACAAGCGACUGAAGUUCGAUUUCACCAGCAUCCGCUCUCCUCCUGCUCCAACUGUCGUCCAUGUUCAGAAACGUUCACCAUGUUCUGUCGGCUUUUUUUAAUUAUUAAAAAAAAAACAUUCCAGUGCGGACACUUCAUUUAAAUCCCAGAGAUCAUUUUGCAAUCCUGUUUUUUAAGAAAUUACAUGAAAAGACGACAACCAAAACUUUAUCCACCCUCUCCGUAAGUGGAGCUAAUUUAACUCUUUAUUUUGGUUUGGAUUUAAACCAAACUGUGUUAAAGCUCAACAGUAAGCUGGUAGUUGUCUGAAUACUGUUGGUGGUUAAGAGAAUGAAGACGUGUAAUUGCACCAAUGUGACAGCGAACAAAUUGAAGCUAAAAACAAAGCAUAUAAAUUUGAGCUGUUACAGGGGGCCUGAUCACUGAGAGUCACGAUUCUUAAUUUAUAUCCUGGGUUGUUUUAGUUUUCUCUGAUGGAACUAAAGAACACUCUUGAGUUUAGUCACACUGGAAUCUUUUUUUUUUUUCCCUUGAACUUUGGACUGGAUUUGGAGGUCGAGUCACUGGAUAGGUUUUUUACCUUUCUUUGAUCUGCUUCUGUUUAUUUCACUUCCAGAUUUACAGUUAAAGUCAACAAAACUGAUGCUAAAGUCUGUUUCUCCUGUUGCUUGUUAAAAUAGAAACGGUCUGCAGCCGGUUUAACUCGCCAUUGUCAGCUCAUUGAAGGGAAACUCUGGUGCUCGUUGUUUGGUUUGUUGUCUUCACUCACUGGUCCAAACUCACUUUGAACAAGCAUUUAGAUGAAGUUAGUAUGAAGCUUCACCUCAGAGUUAAGUCAUCACAGGAAGCUGUGCUGUGCCUUUAAGGUUUCACUGUUGCCAACACGAUGAUCUAUGAACCUUGGUGACUGACAAGAGCUCAGCUUUUUUUAAAAGAAAAAUUGUUGGUUUAAAACGUUUGGGCAAACUUGGGAUGUGUCAGUUUAGAAACACUGCGUGGUGUUAUUUUUCUCUAAUUAAGUUCAUAUAAGUUCAGGUCUUACAUUUUAGUUUCAGGGGAUAAACCAUUAAAUAUUUUUUUAGUAAAUAUAACUUUAAAAUUAAUAUUAACUUUUUAAUAAAAUAAAACAACCACAUAUUCUUAUAAUUUCUGAUCCAUGCCUUUUUGACUCAAAUUUAAUCCUUAAGAGCUUUUCUUUAUUUUAUUGUGUAGAUUGCAAAGAUACAUUUUAAAUUAAUGUUGUCACCAUUUUCUUUUCUGGAAUUAUUUCCAAUCUGGUAACAAAUAUUUCUGUGGCCUUUACUGUUGUUUAGUUUGUACUGUGAAGAUACAAUAUUUGGGGGUUUGUCCGGGAUUUGGCAGUAUCAGUUAUUUCUAGACCAUCAAACACAGAUUACUUAAAUCCCACUAUUGUUUUGUUUGACACAUUGAAAGAUGCUGAUGACAGUGAACAGACUUACUCACUUUAAUGUUGACCUGUUCAAAUUUGACUUCUUUCCUGUGAAUGUUCGUAUUAAACAUGGUUGAAGUUUCUGAUAACCAAUUGGUCAAUGAUCCGUAAUACUGCAGCCAAAUGCUCAGUUUUUUUGUUUUUCCUACUCACAGUCUGUAUGAUGUCACACAGAGCAGAUGUCCCUAUUAUGAUCAUCUCAGGACACAGAAACCAUCUCAUGUUCUGACCAGAGGCAGCCAAUCAGAAGAAAGUUGUCUUACUUAAAGUGGAAGUGAGAGCUCAGUACAAGAUAAGGAUUAUUUAGAGCUUUGAAUCACGCAAAGCUGCUUUGCUAGAUUCUCAUAGAGUCCAAGAAUAAAAAUGCAGAGCUGGUAAUGAGCAGUAUUGAUUCACUUUAAAAUAUUCUUCACACCUUUAUUCUCAGUAUGUGACCUUUUUUUUCCUCUUAGAAACAAAACAUAAUGAUCUAAAAAUGAAACCAUAAAACUAUAUUUUUAAAGGUUGAUGCCAAAGGAAAUGUAUGAACUUGAGAAGCUGAAGUUGUUUAAAAUAGUCCAAAAUGAACCAAAGCAUCAAAACAAACAUGCAUAAAAAGACCACUCGGCAGUCGUGUUGAAGAGAAAUGAACCGAAACUAAAGGCAGUGCUGUGCUGUGUAGUACCACGAGACAGUGCUGUGAGUCUUUGCUGGACCUCGAUUUCAAAUCUGGUCCAGAGUUUGGAUUUAGGUGUUUUGGCGAGUACCCGGUCUGUGUGAUGCUUGCCAUAAUGUCUACAAAACAGGAAGUGAUUUCUGCUGGUGGGACGGACAGGGAGCAGCUUAAAAGUAGCUGCACAUUGACUCUGCUUCAUCUUGUGGUCCAAAGUGCAGCCAUGCUGCUCUUCUUCACGUUCUUUUGAAACUUUAACUCAUUUUGGAAGCUUUUAAACAGUUUUUAAAGCACAUUUAGUUACAGGAAGUAACUUUAGGUGCCAUGAGAAACAUGACAGCCAAAAUGAACCAAUCAGCACCAGUGUUUCCGUUCUAAAUCCACCUCACCAACAUCCCGCCUCGCCCUCUCAAGACCAUCAAACCAUUUAAGUGAUCUCUUUUCUUUCCUCCAUCCAAACUCGGACACGAUGUGAAGGACUUCAGGUUUUAGAUGCCAGCUUUCCAAAUCUGUUGCUUUUAUUCUAGGCUUUAUUAUCGCUAUUAUUAAUGUUAUUUUGUUAAUGAUUUUUGGCCCCAAAUCCCCGUACAGAUCAACAUUUCAGAUGAACACGAGCACUGCACUUUCAUUGGACGAAAACCCCGCAGAACUGCAGACGUUUUAUUUCAGAAGACGAAGAAGAAUGUUAGCAUUUAUUUUUCCCUAAAAUUGUUUGUCGGGGUUUCACGACUUGAACUUUCUGUUUUGUUCAAUUUUAAAACUGCCAAAUUUCCCUCCUUCCCACCCUCCCUCCUUCCUUAGCUCAGUCAAACGUUACAGCUGCGACCCUAAAAGAAGACGUAGAUGAAGAAGCCGACUCGGAGCAUGAUUUGAAUUCCUUUGUUUGAAAUUUUGUUUCCAAGCAGUGCUGUGAAUCGUACGAGCUGUGAUUCUGUCCUUAUUUUGUCGUGCAUAUGUGGGGUAACUUUGCUAAGUGUGAAAAUAUUUUUGACAAGUGCCACGCCCCGGCCUGUGCGAUGCUUACCAUAAUGUCUAUAAAACAGGAAGUGAUUUCUGCUGGUGGAACGGACACCAGAACAGAUAGAUCUAUGAUUAUUAUGCUUCUGAUUAUUAUUAUUAUUAUUAUUAUUAUGGUGACUUCUUAUUAUUCUACUGUAUCAUCAUUGCGACCAUGAUUAUUCUCAUAAUCAUUUAAGAGUCUAUUGUUUCGCCAUGUAUUUUUUAUGUUGAGAUUUUUAUUUUAGUUUUCUUUUUAUUAAAGGUAAAAAGAACUAACAGACA